AUGGAAUUCUGGGGACUUGAAGUUCAGGCCGGGGAGUCUAUUAAAGUGAUCCCUAAUGAAGACUGCCGUAUCUUCAUGUCUAAGGCAUCACUCGAUAGGGUGGCAGUCAUGGCAGAAGGAGAACACUCUGCCUACUUAUAUGUGACUAUUGAGGAGAAGAAAAUCGUCAUUGGAACUCUUCCAGAUGGAAAUGUCCGACAUAUCAGUCUUGAUCUUCACUUUCAUAAAGAGUUUGAGCUUUCCCACAGCUUACAGAGUGGAAGUGUCCACUUUACUGGCCACCAGUCUCCUAAGCAGCUUGAGCCAUGCAACAGGAAGAGGAAACCUGCAGCAGCAGCAGCAGCAGCAGCCUCUACUCCUCAGAGGACAGGUAAGAGCGUGUUUGUACCUUGUUCAGAAAGCAAAGCAAAUGUAAAGAAGCAGAAGAAAUCUGAGGUUAAAUUCUGUGGAACCUAG
Eutrema salsugineum is the source of this 456-nucleotide messenger RNA. RefSeq names its product histone deacetylase HDT2-like. The record is from RefSeq and is a predicted model, not a curated record. Lineage: Eukaryota; Viridiplantae; Streptophyta; Magnoliopsida; Brassicales; Brassicaceae. The transcript has 5 exons. The coding region runs from base 1 to 456 and encodes 151 amino acids.